UUGACAACUUCAAAAUUGGGGUUUGAGUUGUUAAUUUUUUUUUUCCGUUCCAAAAGGAAUUCUGUGGGCUUAUUGAUUUGACUAUGGUAAAAUUUACGUUUUCAUUUUUGGUAGCUUUCGAUUACGAUCCUGACGCGAAAGAAAUUCCGCAGGAGAAGAAGAAAAAGAAGAAGAAGGAUAAACCAAAAAAGAAGGAGAAGAAAAAGCGAAAAGGAAAGGCCGAAGACAAACCUAAACCUGUUAUACCGCCUUAUGUGAUUCAACUUGGGAAAUUAAUUGGCAAUCUUAGUAUCGAGUACGAAUUUUUACCAAAAAGGCCUAAGUUUCAUAUUGAUGUCCUUUGUUGGGGUCCAGUAGCAAAGGUUUUUGCAGCAAAUGAAGAAUUGAUAAUAAAAUGCAUUGUGUUUGAUAAAAAAGCAUGGGUUCCAGUCACCGUUUAUCAUACUGUGCCUCCGCUGGAAGACGUUGAGUUAACAAAAUUACAUCAGCAUAUCAUUAAAUUUAUGUUUUAUACAGCCAAAAAUAAACUUGGAAAAGGAGCAAAGAAAGACAAGUCGAAAGUGUUUUAUCUUAAAGAAGAAGAAAUUUGUAUUAAAGAUAGGUUUUUGCUUGCUUUUGAAGAAAAUCCGAACGUUGAUGUUCCGGUGGAAACGUCUAGCAAACCAUUAGAAUUACCAUCAAAAUCGAAUAUGGACGACGUUAAAAAAGAUGAAGCAAUUGUAUCAAAAUUAGAAUUCUUGAAAGAUUCGGUUCACAAAUUCAAAAUGUACAAGAUCUUACAGAAAGUUCAAAAUGGUAAAGAAAUUAACUCAAAAUCGUUCGCGCCAACGUGCCGUGCUGUUGAGCCUGAAACAUGUGGUGAAAUAACAGAAAAUUUGAGAGCUUUCUUAAAAUUUGCGAAGGGCAAAGGUAAAGGGAAAAAGAAUAAAAAACCCAAAAAACCCAAAAAAAAGAAGAAACCAAAAAAAGGGAAAAAGAAGGGGAAACAACGUCCUACGAGUAUGGAAGUGUUAGUGCCAGGGGAAGUCUUCCUUACAGAACCGUACUACAGCUUAUUUGAACCGAGCAGUCGCGGUAUGAUUCCAUCAGUUUAUCACGUCUUUAUUUUAUUAACGGCGACUCGAGUAAUGACAGAUGUACAAAGAUUUUACAACAAUCCUGUGGUUUUCAAAGUACAUAAGCUGUCUAAUUUAGCAGUUGAAUUGUUGCAGGCUAUCAACAUUACGUCGGUGUAUGUGUACAUGAAUAUUCCGCGUGUUUCACUUUGUAAAACAGCCACCAAGGAAGUAGCGAAUGUGAUCCGAUUUAAUGAAUCCCAUGUUCAUUUCUUGAAGCACCCAUGCCCCUUCGAAUUUAUAGAAAUGCUACGAACACAAGGACUAUUCGUUGAAUUGAGAGGCGUUGUAAAAAAUGACAAACCGAAGGCACAACCUUCUCUGUUUGGUACGAAAACGGACGACUACCUUAUUAGUGAAAAAUCCAAAAUACCAGCACAGAUAUCAGAUGGUGGAGCUGAGCUGGAUUAUAUCGUCUUAGCUGUCGCUUGCUUCGACUUGUACGGACUGUUACAGCAGCCAUGGUGUAUCAAAAUGACUCAACCGUUGCACAACCCCAACAGCUUAAGUGGCGCAAGUUAUUGUACCUUGUUCGCGAAUUACGAGUUUCAAGACACGAUAACCGUUAACGAAGUGAAUUUACGUCAAGUGAAAACAAGAGAAGUCAGCAAUGCCUUGUCUGAAGAAGUCCUAAUAAGUAGGGGAACGUCGUUGAAGAUUUCCGUUACGGCUUUUAUGCCGCAGGCCCCAGUUUUACAGGUUCUGAAUAACAUUCUUUAUAGGCGUCUAGUAAUGGAGAUAUACGAUUUAGAAUUUGCAGCAAUUUUGCUCGUCGACAUCAUUGAACAUAAUCGAUCUGUAUUUCAUGACAAGGGAAUACCUUUUAAUUUUGCACACGCUAAUACCAGACACUACAAACCCAGAGAAGGUGCAAAUGAAUCAAGUAAUGUAGAAGUUGACGAUGCCGUCACAGGAUUUCUACUUGAUAAUGGUGCAACUUGCUUGAUUUAUCUCGAAGGAUCUCAAUUGGGAAUUAUAACUCACUUUUGGCAAAGAGUUAUGACCUGCCCUGCUAAAACCGCUGCGAUAUUUUUCAAUAGUCAAGCUUUAUACCAGCGAAGGGUUUACAGCGAAUUUUUAAAGUAUGGCGGCUUGUAUGUAAUAACGUUGAAGGUACCACUCCAGAAAAUACUCAGUCAAAUAAGAAUACACAUAACUGGGAAUGUGCCGACACCCUGUUGGAAGGCUUUAAAAAAAUUGGAUUUGCUGUUACGUUGUCAAUGGCAGAAAAAGAUAAACGAAUAUGCCUUGUAUCCCACCUCAAAACAAUUAAUUAGUUUGGAUAUGGAAUGGGGGGUCGCUUAUUGUACUAACCGUACUUAUAGAAGUAUUCAUUUAAUGUCAAUGGGUGAACAAGUGUAAUGGUUUGUGAUUACAAUUAUCAAA
This is a messenger RNA of Agrilus planipennis (emerald ash borer), 2501 nucleotides long. RefSeq lists its product as uncharacterized. The transcript has 9 exons. NCBI's taxonomy places the organism in Eukaryota, Metazoa, Arthropoda, Insecta, Coleoptera, Buprestidae. The record is from RefSeq and is a predicted model, not a curated record. Bases 84 to 2477 code for a protein of 797 amino acids.